GAUCAGAGCGGGCGGCGGACGAGGGCACAGGACUUCUCGGAGUGUGCGUACGACUUACGACUCGUCCACAAAAUACUGUAACUAUUCUGUGAAUAUAUUUAAAAAGCAAUACAACCAUUUAAUCAACCAGAGAGAGAGAGAGAGUAAAUUAAGUGAACUCAAAGUGAACUUAACGGCUCCGCUCGGCCAACACAUAACCCACAUCACUUAACUAAAAGGCUAUUGUGUUGUCUCACGACUUCUAUCAACUGGAGAAAGCAGGCAACGGUACACCGGACCUCACGUGAGAUAACAGUUCGCGCCUUAAUCAAAAACACACACAAAAAAACAGCCAACAAAAAGGCUAACAAAAGUGGUGAACCGCGGCUUCCGGACCUUCUCCGAAGUGUUCUGUGUGUUAUCUCUCUCUCUUUUACCACUUAACACUUAACGGUGGCAAGUGUCGUCAAGGGGCAGACAGGAAAGUGUGCAGGAAAGCUGACACAAGCAACGCCAUUCCCCCUUGGCCCGUCCGAGUCGAGUCAGCACACUCCACCACACCGCCCCGCGCGCCCCGCGCGCCCACAUCGCCCACUGUCGGGAUCCCGCUUCCCAAUUCUGGGACGCCCACUUGUCUGCCUACGACACAGUCAUUCGUGGGUGGGCGCUUACCUUCGCCUUGGUGGAGAUCUUGGUGGAGCGUGGUCGCUCCUCCGCCCCUUCCUCACCGCUGCCAGCCGCUGCCGGGCACUGCCGGCGGUCUCUCUGGCCGCUCCAAGGACGCGGGGACAGCCAGCCAAGGACGGGGACAGCCAGCCAAGGACGAGGGCGAGCCAGCCGAGGACGAAGGAGUGCCACGGGCACAAUCUUCACACUUUUUUUUUAUGGUCAGUCUGAUAAAGAGAUAGACAUUUUGGCCAAGGAGUUCCAGAAGUUGAUGCAGGAUUCGGAAGCGCCCGCCGAGGAUGACAAUUCCCGUGUCCUAAGGAGCGGGUCAACUCAUGACAGAGUUCCUCCUCCUCCUCCUCCUUCUUCUCUCCCGCAUGAUAACAAAGGUAAUAUCUUGACUAACCAAGAAUUAACAAUGGCUACUAACACUAUUAAACUUCUGCCGACUACGGCAUCAGUCAGAGCUUUCGCAGGCAAUGAACCGGAUUACAGUGCGAGAGACUUCAUCCUGCAAUGCGAGGAUGUUAUGAACAACUCAUUUGUGUCAGAACCGGGUGAUAAAAUCUCCUUCAUUAGGUCUAGAUUAAAGCCGGGGUCAGAAGCAUCAGCUAUUAUGUACACCAGCGCGUUCAUGGAACCGCAACAAACCAAGGAUUAUGCCCAGUUUCGGUCACAUUUUCUGGAGUCUUUUGGGGAAGAUGUUAGGCACAGCCUCGUCAAAGGUGUUAAUGUAGCUGUGACCAAAUUGAUUUCAGCUGUGGAGAGUAAAGAGCUUUUAGCCGGACAAGUAGACGCCUAUCGGUUGUCUACUGAUAUGGGCGUCUAUCUGAAAGCUGGUGGCUGGACUGAGGGAGAGAAUAUGUCUCUAUCCAAUGUUCUCAAAUUUUUUGAAUUUUUUGUAUACAUGGCUGUCAUCAAGGGCCAGUUUCGAAAAGGUUCUUUAUCCCUAGCCUACGGCCCCACUGUCAAGUUGCACGACUUCAUGCUUAAAAUAAAAACUAAGAUGGAGGAGAAAGACGGAGCGCCAGUCCCCGCUGUAGCCUCUGUCGACCAGAAGGCCGCUAAUGUUAGCGCGUCCUCAUCAGUGGUGGCGGCCACCACCGAAAAGCCUAAGCGCCACUGUUCGUACUGUCAGCGCGAUGGUCAUACGGUUGACUAUUGUCUAAAACGUCAGCGGGAUUGCAAGGCUACUCGGGAGAAGGGAGGCUCGCCGAUGUCAGGCAAAUCUGCUUCUCAGAAGACCCCGGCCGCUUCAAAAAGUCGAGCCGCGGGCUACCACACUGGCAAGUUCUGUUUUGUUCACGGUGCUGGUAGACACACCACAGAGGAGUGUUUCUCUGUGCUCCAGUUAAAGAAAGAGCGAGCAGGAAAGUUCGUGAAGGGGUCGGGGGAAGCCGAGCGCCCCCCCAAAACCGACCCAGGGUAGCAACCCGGGGGGGGGAGGAUACCGAGACUGCAGUGCAGGCUGACAAAAGUAGCUUGUAUGAAUCUGUUGUGGCCGCGUGCAGUCAACCUGAAAUAAUGGCGCUUAAAGUCAAGCUGGGUCCGCUACAAGCGUCAUUUGCGGUCGACACCGGCGCGGCGGUUAAUGUGUUGUCUGAAAGGACAUACUUAGCUUUGAAACGCGCGUCGCGGGGAGGCCGCUACCAGCUACGACCCUCGGACCUGAGCCUUUGCGGUGUCACCGCCGACAGGCUUAACAUCCUUGGGUUGGUGAGUUUGCCAGUGAGUUUGGGACGAAACACCCCUGUCAUGCGUUUGGAUUUUUACGUGACGUCAAACUUUUCCCUGCCGUCUGACGGUCUUCUUGGGUUGUCGUCACUGAGGUCUAACCGCAUGGUAAUACAUCCAGAUAGUAAUACAGUGCGGUUUCAAGGGAGAUGUUUCAAGGCCAUGGAUCAACCUGUGCGCCUCGCUUCUCCCUGGGAAAGAAGAGAAAUACCCAGCAAGGGUCGGGAAAGUGUUUCUCCUGAGUCGGUCGUGCAUACCGUGCCGACUCUUUCCACGGUGCCGGUGCAUGGCGCGGGCACC
Eriocheir sinensis (Chinese mitten crab) is the source of this 2679-nucleotide messenger RNA. RefSeq lists its product as uncharacterized. The transcript is spliced from 2 exons. NCBI's taxonomy places the organism in Eukaryota, Metazoa, Arthropoda, Malacostraca, Decapoda, Varunidae. The record is from RefSeq and is a predicted model, not a curated record. The coding region runs from base 917 to 2074 and encodes 385 amino acids.